AAAUUUGAAAUGGUCGGAGAUGACGAAAUUAGCCGUUCGAAAUCAAAACUGGUCCAAAUCAGGAAGGGAUGGAGACUAUAGAUUUGGGUCUGUGAAUCGUCAUCUCCGAUGAUGGCGGAGCAACAAGUGCGGGAGAAGACGAUCCCUGUGUUCACUGUGCUGAAAAACGACGCCAUUCUCAAGAACAUCUUCGUCGUCAACAGUCGCGAUUUCUCGUCGCCGGAGAGAAACGGUAACGCUGAAGAUGAGGUAGAGCAGAUUCUGAUCGUAGGUCGGCAUCCAGACUGCGAUAUUCUGCUGACGCACCCUAGCAUUAGCAAAUACCACCUGCAGAUCCGAUCUCUUCCCUCUCGUCAGAAACUCUUCGUCACCGAUCUAUCCUCUGUGGAUGGGACAUGGGUUAGGGAUGAGAAAGUUGAGGCAGAUGCUUGCGUUGAGGUGGAGGAAGGUGAUGUCAUUAGGAUCGGUGCUUCAACAAGGCUCUAUAGACUGCAUUGGAUUCCCCUUAGCCAUGCAUAUGAUCUCGACAAUCCAUUUGUUUCAUCUACAGUGAUGGAGCAAGAUGAAGAUAAUAGAAUUUUUGAAGCAGAGUCACAAGCGGACACUGCGUCAGGUGAUGAUGGAGAUGGACAUUUGGAUGUGACUUCUCAAGUCCUUAGUGAGGACGAGGAUACAUACAUUGAUACAAGGGAAUUUUCGUUGCCGCUUGCAUCUCCAAGUGCUUUGACAUUAGCUAGAGAUUCUUCUAUCGAUACACAAAAGCUACAAUCUGAUGAAGAUUCUCAGUCUUUAGCGCAAUGUGCUUUAGAAGCCGCACCAGAAAAGCCAAGUAAGCAGCACAGUUUGGAGGAUGAUGAAUGGUAUGUCAGAGGAGAUGGAGGUCAUGUGAUGUCAGAGAUGGAGUCAUCAGACCCGGAGACAGAGGAUGUUCAGGUUUCACCCGAGUUGGCCAUUAAUAGUGUAGAAGCCAAACCAGAAAAUCCAAGCAAGGAACAGAGACCAGAUGUUCACUGCAUGAGCAGCAAAUCAAAGGUGAAUCAUGAGCCGGUGGCACCAAAGAAGAAAGCUGAAAACUCCUCCUCCCAAAGCCAAUCAUACAUCGAUGCAUCUUCUACUGCAUCAGCAAGAAACAACAUAUCUAUGGGCAUUCAUUCUUCUUCUAAUGGAAAGAACAAGAUGAAGUGGACCAUUGUGUUGGACACUUCUUCUCUCCUCCACAAGGAGUCUAGGAAGCCACUGCGCUUGCUGCAAGGUCUCAAAGGGACACAUCUGGUCGUACCACUAACAGUGUUAAGGGAACUAAAUGAGACUAAGCGCAAUUGGAAUCUUCUCUUAAGAAGAAGAGCAGAGAUUGCUUCCUCAGCCCUGGAUUGGAUCGAAGAGUGUAAGGUUAAUACCAAAUGGUGGAUUCAGCUCCAAAGCCUAUCAGAGGAAACCAAAGCAACUGCUGCACCAACCCCACCAGUAACUCCUCAGUCAAAUGGCUCUACAUCAGACGAUCAAGUUCUCGAAUGUGCACUUCUUUACCGAAACCUUAACAUCUAUGAAAACCUCGUUCUUCUUAGCAAUGAUGUAACUCUCAAGAUCAAAGCCAUGGCAGAGCAUGUGAUUUGCGAGACACCGCAUGAGUUCUACGAGAGUCUGAAGAAUCCGUUGUCGGAGAGGUUUAUGUGGCCAGAGAGUUUGCCGAGAGGAAGGACUUGGAGUCAUUUUGACCACGUCGUGGUGAGAGAAAAGUACAACAACCGAACUUGUUUCCCUUACAGGAAGAAGCCAACGCUCAAUGGUGGACGAGAAGAGAGUGCUGCAGCAGCAGCAAAAGGUUUGAAGCUCAUACUGCUCCUUAACUCUCAUUAUGGCCACAUUCAUUAAUGAUUCAACAUCCAUUGUUGUUCCUUCUUUUCAAGUAAGCCAAAUAAAUUAAACUCGCUUACACAUGGAAUACUUUUUUAGAAUAAUGACAUUUUCCAUAUAAUUAGUACUUUUUUAUUGUGGAAUUGUAUUUGUC
This is a messenger RNA of Brassica oleracea var. oleracea, 2008 nucleotides long. RefSeq names its product FHA domain-containing protein PS1-like. Lineage: Eukaryota; Viridiplantae; Streptophyta; Magnoliopsida; Brassicales; Brassicaceae. The record is from RefSeq and is a predicted model, not a curated record. The transcript is spliced from 6 exons. Gene Ontology annotation, molecular function: protein binding. Gene Ontology annotation, cellular component: nuclear membrane. The coding region runs from base 109 to 1872 and encodes 587 amino acids.